This is a messenger RNA of Vicia villosa (hairy vetch), 1378 nucleotides long. RefSeq lists its product as uncharacterized. The record is from RefSeq and is a predicted model, not a curated record. The transcript has a single exon. Bases 204 to 1043 code for a protein of 279 amino acids. Lineage: Eukaryota; Viridiplantae; Streptophyta; Magnoliopsida; Fabales; Fabaceae.
UAUACAAAAAAUUCAAAACUUACAGAACCACCUCAAUAGCAUGACUCAUGUGCAAGCAAGUUGAAGCCUCUCCCUCCAAAUUAUAUAUUCUCUCUUUCAUCUUCACACUUUUUCUCACCACAACACAAUCAACAAAAAAACUCCAUUCUCUCUCUCUCUCUAUCUAUCUUUCUUUCUCUCUCUAAACUUCAUAUUUUCAGGAUAUGCUAAAAGUCGAUAUAGAAACACUCGUUUCAGCUUGUGCCGGCGGUUCUACUGAUCGGAAAAUCGCCUGCGAGUCACAAGCCGACGAUCACAAAACGGAUCCACCGGUGCGAAUUCCCGAUUCUCCGCCGGAGUCAUUUUACCUCUCCAAAGAUGAAGAAACCGAGUGGCUGGAUCGAAACUUCGUCUACGAACGCAAAGAAUCCACCAAAGGAAACUCAAAUUCUGGAAACCUAAACCCUAACUCAACCUCCAACACGAGCACGAACUCUCAACGUUUCGCGAAUCUCAAAUCCAAGACUUCGAUGAUUGGCUUGCCUAAGCCUCAGAAACCUUCCUUCAUUGACGCUAAGAAUCGUCGCAACAAUAAGCCUAGCAACAUUAAGCUGUUUCCGAAGCGGACCGCCUCCGUCGGGAAAUCAUUCGCCGAACCUUCUUCACCGAAGGUUUCCUGUAUGGGAAGAGUCAGAUCUAAACGCGGCAGAACUUCCUCCGCCGCCGCCGCCGCAGUUAAAGAAAGCUCGCCGAGAACCGAGAAAAAACGCGGUUUCUUUGGAAGCUUACGGUCAAUUUUCCGCUCCGGUGGAAGAAAUAAACCGGACCGGAGAACUGAUUCUCCGGCAAUGGAUUCAACUGCGACCAACACGAACGGCGUGAGUAAUUCAAAAGCGCGUGACAGCACGGCGAGCUUAAACGACGUAUCGUUUGUGGAGUCUGUAUCGAGAAACAGCAUCUCGGAGAGUGAACCGCUCGGUUUAGGUGGGAUGAACCGGUUCAAGUCAGGGCGGCGGUCUGACUCGUGGGGAGGAGAUGAUUCUGAAAUCCACGUGUCACGAUAACAUUCGUUUUUAGUAACGGUUCCGUUACGUUACGCGACGGCUACAACGAAGUGGGGCCCAUCGGGUUUGCGAGUCAGUGGAGUCAGUAAAUGAUAAACAUCACGCGACUCGCGAGUCACUCGCGUGGGGCCCAAGCGUAUGUAAAAAAGUGAAUGACGUGGCGCGUUGAAUAACAAUAUAUGCGACUCGACUGUUAUUGUUGGCAAACCUUUUUUUCCAAUUUUUUUAUAUUGUUAUUAAAUUUGCUGUUAAUAUACAAGAGACAUGAGUGUUUUUAUAUUGUGGAGUUGUUGAUUUUGAAAUACUAGUUUCAAUAAUUAUAUUACUUUUUUGGA